Blepharisma stoltei is the source of this 1158-nucleotide messenger RNA. Lineage: Eukaryota; Ciliophora; Heterotrichea; Heterotrichida; Blepharismidae. The record is from the annotation of a GenBank genome assembly.
AUGCAUAGCUAUAGAAUCCUUAAUAUUAUACCAUAUCUACUAUAUUUUUUCUCUCAUGGCCCUCUCAUUAUUAUUUUCUCAUCCUUCAUUAAUAUUAAUAAAAUAUCAGAAGAACAAAAUUAUCGAAAAUUCGCACCAAACUCAACCAAAGAAGGUGCGUGAAGAACCAAACAAUGUGUAAACCCAGCCACACAUAAAUACACCCGAGAAGAAAUCCUGCAAUCCUACAAAGACCAGCCCCUUUCUGUUUCAUUAACAGAAGAACUUCUUCCUUUAUUUUCAGUAAGUCCUCUGCAACCUUUGCAAAACACCAAAACUGCCUUUUAUCAUCCGAUACUAGAAGACCCAAAUAGCCGAAAGCCAAUUCCGUGAGAAAGGCGGGUCGAACAAGUCCCUGAGUGGUACAAUGAAGAUCCUGAGCCCACUGAAAAUUCCCAAGAAAACAAAGUCACAGAAAAACUCGAAAAUUUGGAGCUUGAAGAAGAAAUUUUUUCAAAAAUUGACGCUGAGGUGGAAAAAAAGCUGAAAAAUGAACUGAUUGAUGAUGAGACCAUGCCAGAGUGGGACGAUCCUGAAGAAGAAGCACCUGUUGUAGUCAAAGAAGAGCCCAAGCCUGGGGUGAAGCCUUUUUUGCUGUGUGAUUCGGUUACGCUGAACUAUCACUUGCAGGCUGGGAAUCCUUUUGCAAAGGUAGUUGAAGAAUUCGCGAGCAUUGGGGAUGAUAAAAAUGUUUAUUGUGUCCCUAUGUCCAGGCCAUUUGAAAAAAGCUGGUAUUAUAAAGAUCUAGAAAAUAGAACCCAAGGCCCAUUUAGCUCGGUUGAAAUGUUCAAUUGGGCUGCACGUGGCUGUUUUCCUCCAGACCUGAAGAUUUCGCAAGAUAUUAAUGGAGCAUUUACCCCAAUGAACAGAUAUAAUGCGAAAGUCCCUCCAAAAUCGCCUAUAAAAGUCCCACCACAAGCUAAAACAAUUGAUGAAAUUGAAAAACUCCAGACAGCGGUGUGGUCAAAAGCAGCUCAAGAAAAACCAGCAGUCAAUAAAGUUACGAAUAUAAGCGCUACCAAUGACUUGAAAAGCAUGCUUGGGCUGAUGUCUGGAAAUGUGUGAAAUGACUCUAAGCAAGUACAAAUUAAUAACAGAGAUACCAGAAAACCAUGAUAA